AUGGUCUGGCAGCUGCCGCAAUCCGCGUCCGAGGUGCGCACGCUGCGCGAUGCGGUGUUCCGCCAGGAGGCUGCCGUAGCAGGGCUGCAGCGGCACGUGGUGGCGCUCGCGGACGCGAUGCGGCAGAUGCAGGACGAGUGGGACCAGGCCAGCAGGGCGAUCUUUGCCCUGCAGCAGCAGCAGGAGCAGCAGCAGGAGGGGCAGGGGCAGGGCGACGGCGGCGGCGACGACACGGGGCGGCCGGGCGGGGACGAUUGCGCCAGCACCCAUAGCUUUGCUACCACGCAUUCGCUGGGCUCUACCCAGUAUUCAGCGCCUGUGCUGCUCACGGACAUCCCGGCCGUCGGCCGUGGCGUGGCGCGGGUUGGUGGCGGCGGCGGCGCCGCGUCCCGCGUGCCGCGCCUUUUCGCCGGCCCUGUCCACGGUGACAACAACGGCGCCGCCGCAGCGGCGGGCGGCCUGGCAGAGGCGGGCGGCGGCGGGUGCGAGGUGCAGGAGGAGUGCUCGAAGGAGCAGCUGGAGGAGCUGAUGCGGCAGCUGCGGGGCAGCUGCCCCACCGGCAGCGGCGCUACGGCGGCCGGCCGCGCGCAGGCCGGGACGGCGGCGGCCGUGGCAGCGGCUGGUGUGGAGCCGGAUGGCGUCGCAGCGGAGCUUGACCGGCGGCGGGCGGCGGUGGUGACGCUGGCGCUGCAUGCGGAAAGGGACGCAGAGCUGCGGGCGGCGCUGGUGGCGGCGGGUCUCCUGGAGGAGGUCGCAGCCAUGCUGGAGGGUGCGGACCCGCGCUGCACGUGGGCGGCGGCGCACCUGGCGUGGUACAUAUCCCGGUCAGACGAGCUGCGAGAAGACCUCGGCUGCGGCCGCGUGCUGGCCGCGCUGGUGGCGCUGCUGGGCGCGCCCGACCCCGCGGCCGCGCGCGCGGCGGCGCUGGCGCUGAACAACCUCGCGCUCGGCGCGGAGUGCAGGCAGCGCAUGGCCGACGCGGGCGCCGUCACCGCGCUCAUCGACAUGGCGGCCAGCUCGGACGCGAUCGGCCAGGAGGCGUCGUGCGCGGCCCUGAUGAUGCUGGCGAGUGAGGAGCCCAACAUCCGGGCCCUCAUCGUCGCGGCCAACGGCGUGCGCGCUCUCGUCGACGUGCUCAGGUACGGUGGCCCGACCGCGCAGGAGUCUGCGGCCUGCGCCCUGGAGAAUUUGUCGUUGGACGCGGCUUGCGAGGCCGCACUGGGGGAGGAGGGCGGGGUGGAGGGACUGCUGGGGCUGCUGCGCGACGGGACCCACGCGGCGCAGGCGGCCGCCAUCGGCACCCUGCGCAACCUGGCCGUCAAUGAUGACCUGCAGCUGCAGCUCCUGGCCUGCGGCGGCGUCCCCGCGCUGCUGGCCGCGGCGCGGGGCGGGCCGGAGGCGGCGACGCGGACGGCCGCGGUGGAGGCCAUCAGGAACCUUGCGGUGGGCAGCGGCGAGGCCUGCACAGCGCUCGUGUCGGCCGGCGGAGUGGGCGCGAUGGUCGAGGUCGCGCACGCGCUGCCGGGCCCCGGGCGGCUCGCGGCGCUGGGGGUACUGCUGGUGCUGUCUGUGGAGGGCCCACACAAGCAAGCCGUCAUGGCGUCGGGGGCUGUCGGCGUGCUGGUGCACGCGGCGCUGUCGGGGUCGCCCGCCGCCAAGGAGUACGCGGCCAGGACUCUGACCAACCUGGCCAGCAGCGACGCCAACCGGCUGGACAUCCUGCGCGAGGGGGCCGCAACGGUGCUCUCGGCCCUUCUGCGCGGCGGGGCGAGCGGCGGCAAGAGUGGCGGCGCAGGCGCCGCCGCCGGCGCGUCAGGCGGCCCUGCAGACAGGGCGUGCCGUGCGGUGGCCGCCCGCGCCCUGCAGAACCUGUCAAAGUGCCGGCAGCCGGCCGCGCGCCGGCUGAUGAUCGACGCUGGCUGCGUGCCCGCCCUGGUUGGCGCGCUGUCGCUCGAUGCCCCGACCGCCGGCGCCGCGGUCAGCGCGCUGAGCGCGCUGUGCGGCGCGCCGCGCGCGCUGCAGGACCUCGUCCGAGCCGACGGCGCCGGCGCGCUGCUGACGGCGCUCUCGCGCCUGCAGGGCCGGGGCCAGCAGCAGGCGCUGCGGCUGCUGCGGCGGCUGGCCAAGGCGAGCGGGGUAUGCCGCAUACGGGUGCAGGAUGCGCUGGUGGGGAUGGGGCUGCAGGCGAUGGCUGCGGGGAUGUCGUAG
Messenger RNA from Monoraphidium neglectum, 2208 nucleotides. RefSeq lists its product as hypothetical. Gene Ontology annotation, cellular component: cytoplasm; nucleus. The coding region runs from base 1 to 2208 and encodes 735 amino acids. The record is from RefSeq and is a predicted model, not a curated record. The transcript has 14 exons. Lineage: Eukaryota; Viridiplantae; Chlorophyta; Chlorophyceae; Sphaeropleales; Selenastraceae. Gene Ontology annotation, molecular function: protein binding.